AUGCCCACCUCGAUGGAACUGCAACCGCAAGGAGCGGGAAAUGAUACUCAGCAUACCUCUGCGCCUGCAAAGGCCGAUAUCAGCUUUGUCGAGAGUGCAGACGCUGGUACCCCUUCUAACUACGCGGACUUGAAGACAUCUCAUCUUUCUCAGGCUCACCGCGACUUCCUGAUGGAACAUCAUGGCACCUUAGACCUUGAUCCUAUCCCUAGUAUGGAUCUUGCAGACCCUUACAAUUGGCCCACCUGGAAGAAAAUGGCGAAUCUUCUUCUUGUCGCUUUCCACGCAUGCAUGGGGACAUUCGCUGCUAGCGGAAUCAUCCCGGGUUAUAGCAUUAUCGCAGAAAAGUACGACGUGUCCAUCCAAAGAGCAAGCUACCUGACCUCCCUUCAAAUUGCGAUCUUGGGCGGGGCCCCCCUCUUUUGGAAACCCCUGUCUAGCCGUUUCGGUCGUCGCCCUAUUUUCUUGAUCUCCUUGAUCUGCAGUUGUGUCUGUAACAUUGGAUGUGCCAAGAGUUCUGGCUAUGCAUCGCUUGCUGCCUGUCGGGCCUUGCAGGCAUUUUUCAUCUCUCCGGCUUCCGCCAUUGGGAGUGCUAUUGUGAUGGAGACAACCUUCAAGAAGGACCGUGCAAGAUACAUGGGAAUUUGGACUCUCAUGGUCACUGUCGGCAUCCCUUGUGGCCCAUUCAUCUUUGGCUUCGUGGCACAACGCGCUGGAUAUGUGUGGAUUUAUUGGGUCUUAGCAAUGAUCAAUGGCGGUCAGUUCAUUCUGUAUCUCUUCCUCGGGCCAGAGACCCGUUAUAUCGGCAGCAAUUACGAUCCCAAAGAGCCUGCCUGGAAACGCGAGUAUCUUUCUUUGCGACGCAUCGACCCCACCCCGUUCACCUGGUAUGAGUUUAUCAAGCCGCUGUCAAUGAUCGUACAACCCUGCAUUGCCAUCCCCGCUGCCGCAUAUGCCAUGGUUUUUUGCCUGAGCAAUGUCUUGACCACUGUCGAGGUGCCACAGCUGCUGGAAUUCAAAUGGGGCCUGAACACCGAGCAGUUGGGUCUCCAAUUCCUGGGCCCUAUUGUUGGAUCUAUCAUUGGAGAGCAACUUGGUGGUACCAUUUCCGACUUGUGGAUGAGACAGCGGGAGCGCAAGAUCCACCGGAAGCCUGAGCCAGAGUACCGGUUGUGGCUCAGCUACAUCGGUUACAUCCUCGCCAUCGUUGGUGUGGUUGUAUUCCUUGUCUGUACCCAGCUAUCCAAGCCGAAUCACUGGGAAAUCGCCCCUAUUAUCGGUAUCGCUAUUGGAGCAGCGGGGAAUCAAGUCGUCACGACGGUGCUUAUCACGUUCGCUGUCGACUGUUAUCCCCAGGAGGCUGGCAGUGUAGGUGUUUUCAUCACGUUCAUUCGACAGGUGUGGGGAUUCCUCGGACCGUUCUGGUUCCCUGCCAUGUUCGAGAAUGUCGGAAUUGCAGCCAGUGCCGGUGUCUGUGCGGCGCUGAUUGUCGGAGCCAGUGUGUUUCCGACGAUCAUCAUCCACUGGCAAGGCCAGAAAUGGCGUCCGAGUCAAUAG
Messenger RNA from Aspergillus clavatus NRRL 1, 1557 nucleotides. Its product is annotated as putative MFS transporter. Bases 1 to 1557 code for a protein of 518 amino acids. Gene Ontology annotation, biological process: transmembrane transport. The record is from RefSeq and is a predicted model, not a curated record. The transcript is spliced from 6 exons. Gene Ontology annotation, molecular function: transmembrane transporter activity. NCBI's taxonomy places the organism in Eukaryota, Fungi, Ascomycota, Eurotiomycetes, Eurotiales, Aspergillaceae.